Molecule: messenger RNA, 6343 nt
Organism: Poecilia latipinna (sailfin molly)
Lineage: Eukaryota; Metazoa; Chordata; Actinopteri; Cyprinodontiformes; Poeciliidae
Gene: unkl
Product: unk like zinc finger
Exons: 16
Coding region: 51-2489 (812 amino acids)
Molecular function (GO): metal ion binding
Source: RefSeq, a predicted model, not a curated record
AGACGAGCAACAGAUCCGAGCGCAUGCGCACUUCAUUGUUUUGACUGAAAAUGCCGUCGGUUUCGAAAACGGCGGCCAAUGCGUCUCCUCAAACCGAGAAACCUACCCACUAUACAUACUUGAAGGAGUUCAGGACGGAGCAGUGCCCGUUGUUCCUCCAGCACAAGUGUACGCAGCACAGACCCUUUACUUGCUUUCACUGGCAUUUCCUAAACCAGCGACGAAGGCGACCCAUCAGGAGAAGAGACGGGACUUUUAACUACAGUCCCGACGUGUACUGCACGAAAUACGAUGAGACCACAGGCAUCUGCCCAGAUGGAGAUGACUGCCCAUAUUUACACCGCACCACUGGUGACACAGAGCGCAAGUACCAUCUACGAUAUUACAAGACUGGCACUUGUAUCCAUGAGACGGACGCUCGAGGGCAUUGUGUGAAGAAUGGCCUCCACUGUGCUUUUGCUCACGGACCACAUGAUCUCCGACCUCCGGUCUACGAUAUCAGAGAGAUACAAGCACAAGAGGCCCUGCAGAAUGGCCAGUUGGGAUCUGGGGAAGGCAUCCCUGACCUGCAGCCUGGUGUACUGGCCAGCCAGGCUAUGAUUGAGAAAACUCUGACUGAAGAUCCCCGAUGGAAAGAUACCAACUUUGUUUUAGCCAAUUAUAAAACAGAUCAGUGUACUAAGCCACCAAGACUAUGCAGACAGGGCUACGCGUGUCCCCAUUACCACAAUAGUAGGGAUCGGAGGCGAAAUCCACGGAAGUUUAAGUACAGGUCAACUCCUUGCCCUAACGUGAAACAUGGUGAUGAGUGGGGUGAGCCAUCAAAGUGUGACAGUGCAGACAGUUGCCAGUAUUGUCACUCUCGUACUGAACAGCAGUUUCACCCAGAGAUCUACAAAUCCACCAAAUGCAACGAUAAACGGCAAACAGGAUAUUGUCCUAGAGGACCAUUUUGUGCAUUUGCACAUGUAGAAAGAAUUCCUUCUACAGAAGAGACCAUGAACUCAUUGCUGUCGGCAAUACAUUCAAGUUCACAGUCCCACCUGGGCUCCCAGCAGUUUUCUGAGUGUCCAAUCUCUGAGUGGAACAGUGGAGCUCACCCCAGCACCAACGCAACCAGUAGCAACGGACAAGUAGGACAUGUUUCAUGUUCUAGUAACUCCACUGUAACACCAAGCUCAGGAAGCGACAGUUUGUUAUCCCCAGUGGGAUCCAUCAGCAGGCCAAUACCCCUAACUAAUACUAGUUUAUGUUCAGAGUCCGCCACAUCCAGUGUCUUCCCCCUGACGCCUAACUAUCCCAAAGCUCCCGGCUUUGAACGUGAGGAUCAGAUUAAGAGCAAGGGACACAUGGAUCACAAAUUGAUGGACCAAGACAAGCAGACACAAAACACUGUAUUCUCUGUGGGGAACCCUUUGGCAUCAAGUUUUACCUCCAGCAUAACAUCCAGCUUGGCCUCUAGUAUUGGCUCGGACAGCUCUUCACCCACCACCUUAUCAACAAUGAAUGCAAAAGCUACUCCAUUCUAUCCAGGAAGCAACACAGUGGAGUCUGUCAUUGGGUCAGCGCUGGACCUCAAGUUUAGUGAUAUCAAUGUUGCCUCUCUUGAAAAAGAACUAGAGGACCAAGAGGGCGGUUUAGGACUGACAAGUCACAGGGUGCUUGGUGGAUCUGCUCCUGUCAACAUUCCAGGGUCUCUGGCGCGUUCGUCCUCGUUUAACUCCUCAUCAUCACUUUCCACCUCCCCACUAAGCUCCCUGUCCCAGUCGCUGUCACAGUCUCUGCUUUCUGGGACCAUUUCCCAGCCAAAUCAGCCUUCAAACAUGCUGGCCAAACAAGAACAUGGCUUACUGGGAACACCCACCUCUUCUUCCCAGAACUCUCUGGGCUUAAAUGGAGGAGCUAGCAACAUUUGGGACUUUGUAAGUGGCAGCUUCUCACCAAGUCCGUCCCCAGUUUUUAGCACCCUAACCUCCACUACCAGCAGUGCGGAUGUGGCACGUCUUUUUAGAGAGCUGGACGAAGCCAAGAGGAAGAUCAAGCAAUGGGAGGAGGCCUGGCAUCAAGUCAAACAAGCUUGUGAAGCUUGUCAGAAGGAUGCUCUUGAAGCAAAGGAACAAGCGAAGACCGCUGAGGCGGAGCGGCAGCUGGCAGAGCAGAAAUGGGAAGAAACGGAGCGCAAGCUGAAGGAGCUCAAGGGGAACUUUGAUAUGCUUUGUCGCACCCCCGGAACACCUCUUCUCCGUAGCUAUGGAGAGCUGGAGCAGCUCCCCUUGUCAAAGCUUCACUCUAUCCAGAGUCAGCUACGUAAUGACCUAGACCUUAUAGAUGGGGUAAUAUUUCAGCUUCAGUCAAAGAAAUGUAUAGUUUGCCAAAAGCAUGAUCGUUGCGUUGUUCUGCAACCUUGCCAACAUUAUGUAUUAUGCGAGACCUGUGCGCCUAGUAAAACAGAAUGCCCUUAUUGUAGAACAAAAAUAUUAAAGUGGUGAUGUACAGUAACUCAAGGUACUAUUUAAAGACUUAGCCCUUUGGAAAAGUACUAAUAGAUAAUGCAUUUUCUAAACAACAAAUUUCUUGUAGUGGUUAAAAUAUAUUCAAAUAAAAUGAUGUUUGACUGACAAAACUGAUAGUAUUAUAACUAAGGUUACAUAUAUGGAAUUCAUUUGUUUUUGCUCACGUUAUGUACAUGUUACAUUAGUUCCCCGCCCAUCACUCAUGUCUACUAUCACAACUCAGACACUUAAGUAAAAAUAUCUGUUCUGUAGAUGCAGACAUCAUGCUUACAUUUUGGCUAAGUUCAAAUUAUGAUGAUUCUUUAAAAAAAAAAACAUAAGUACAAUUGUGAUUCACAAACCUGACCUGAGGUUAACCCAGUUUAACCAGUAAACACGGUGAGGUCUUCUCGCUCAAAUCUGUGUGGGUUUGUGUUAAUGGGAUUUGGUUUUUACUGUUUACUGGCAGCAUUCUGAAAUCUGGAAGAACUUGAAGUUGCCUCGAUAUAUAUUUGAAGGGGUUGUAACUGUAGUUUUUCAGUGGAUAUUUUAGAAACCAGUAUGAAGCUAAUGUCGGUGUUUAUUUACUUUGAUGCAUUGUUAUAAUCAGAAUUAGCUCAACAAAUAACUAGUAAAUGGCAGCCUCAACAUACAUGGUAACUUGGGGUUUUAACAUAAAAUGGGCAAAACGCAAAUGUGUCUUUAAGAGAAAUGCGUGUAAAUAAAAAAAAAAAAUACAUUUUGCUUAAUUAGUCCUGUAUUUAAAAUUUCACGGAACAUCUGAAGUUUAAGCCCUGAAAUUGAAUUAACUCGUUAUAAAUACACAGAUGAUCCUCAAACAGUGACAUGUAUUUGAUUUGAACGAAUUAAAAAAAAUUAUUAAAGUAUUCUGCACUAGUAAAAGAAACACAUUUAUUAGUACUGUUUGAAUAAGGAGUGCAACAGAUUAAAAUUGUUCAUGUGCAAAUAAAAUCAAUUUGAAAAUCAAUAACUAUUUAACCAUUUUUUUAUAUGCAACCAGUCAAACAUCAUUAUUUUGACCAAGUUUCUAAAGAAGUUUGAUUUCCUAUUAAGAGCACUUUGUUAACCUGGGACUUUACUAAUGGGUAUGUAGUAAUUUGCUUAAGCGGUUUUGUAGGUAUUCUAUUGUCUUGUUUUAGAUUUAUACUUUUGUUGUUUUUUUUGUUUGUUUGUUUUUUUACAUAAGCUAAUGUCUGAAGCUUCUGUGUGUACUGUGAAACAUUUGAAUAUUUCUUGUUUCAUAUUGUUAAAUCACAGCAUGGUUCUGCAUAUUAAAAUUUCAUAGAAAAGUACUUAAAUAGUUUCUACUGUAGUUAGAUUUAUAAAAUUUUAAUCAAUUAAGUGCAAAUUAAAACUGCAUUGUAGGCAUAACCAGCAGCUGUAAUAUCAGUAAGGCACAUGCUACAUGUUAAAGGCUGUUUUUCAAUCAGUACAUUUUGUUAUGUAGAAAUUAAAAAAAACAACUAUUCAUUAGAGAAGCAUGUAAUGUAUUUGGUAUAAGCCUAAAGUGGUGAUUUUUUUCUUUCUUUUUCUUUUUGUAGGAAUCUAGCCUCUUGACUUUGUCUAGAACAUAUCGGCCUCUGACUCUAAAGUGCCUUGCCUUAGUUUUAAAGGUUAUGUAUAGAAUUGUCAAAAAAAAAACAAAAAAAAAAACACACAAGUAGUCGAAGUUUGUGCACAGGUUUCUGCGUGUUUAACUUUGCAACAGUAUUGACAUGUUUAUGACUACAUGUGUAUGAGUAUAUUCCAAUAUUUCAGGCCAAAUUCCAGUAAGUAUUUCUGCAGAUUAAAAAAAGAACAUUUCGAACUUAAACUGUCAGUGCCUGUGUCCUGACUUCACCCUUAAAAAAAAUAUAAAAAAUAAUAAUAAAACCUUCAUACUCUCCUCCAACUUAACCAGCCAGCAGCUCAUUCCUUGGUUGUGGUGCUCUUUUGGUGCAGCUUAACUAUUUGGAAUUAGGUAUUACGAUUUUUACAUUUGGGAGUAUGCAAGUUUAGGACGUAUGAAAUUUGUAGAGAAACUUGCAAAAUGCUUUUUUUUUUUUUUAGCAGUUUAGUUACUUAUUUUUCCUGAAAGAUUUCUGCAGUAAAUGAAAAAUUUUGAGCAUGAGGCGGAUUUUGCAUAGGACUUGUGCUUGAGUUUCUCUAUCUGAAAUGACCUUCUACUGUGUAAAAAGAAAAACUUUUUAUUCUUGCUUUAAAACAGUAGAAAAUCAUGUAUCUCGAAGUACACUUUUUGCUACUUAUGAAUAUGGGAUAACGCAUUGUUUACAUUCUCACAAAUGACAAUUAAGCAACUCAGAGGAAAAAUAUUAUAAACUUUAUUGCAUUUUUAUGACCAUAUUACAGCAUAUAAUGCAGGCUUAACUCUUCUGGUAUUGCAUGUUAUGCGAUCUAGCUACCACUUACAAAAGAAAGUACUAAACAUGUCUGCACUGUGUCACACUGCCAGGUUAUUUGUAUUCACUUAUAAUAAAGUAAGUAAGGCUUAAUUACUUCUGCAAGCUUCGCUGCUAUUGGAAAAGGUAUUAAUGUAGUUUCUUCUUAUACAUUUAGAUGUUUGAAUGUUGUACCUCCACUCAGAUUUUAUUACCUAUAAAAAAAUCUCUUAUGCAUCUUAAUUUUUUUUUUUUGAUUGACUUCGUUUGUAAAUCCAUUCGAGAAAACAUUCUCAGUACUUUUGUAAGUCACUUAAAAUGAUGUCAUUGACUUGUACUACUAUAGAUUGUGUUUUCUUUUUAUAUUAAUUGAUGAAAUUCUAUCAUAUUUUUGUUGGCUUUGUUAUCUUCUGUAUACUGCAUAGGGGUGUACAGUGCAGCUAAUUCACAGAGUCCUUUGGUCUGUUUUGUUUUGUCUGUGGAGCCAACGAUGCUAAAGAUGUCUUGUGUGAAAAUGUCAAAAUGAACCAAAGUGGUGUGCAAAUAGCGUGCACUGUAGAGGGAAAAAUCAACCCUUGAACAGAAUUGAAAUAAUGCUCUAGCCUUGGCCAGAUAAGCUGUUUUUUUGUUUUUUUUUAUGGUAGUUGAAAGCACAAAGGAUAUUUGUAAGAAGGACCAACAUUUAAGAGCAGCUGAAAUUCUGUUUUUGGAUGGAUUUUUGCUUUAAUGUUUAUUCAGUAGGAUGUAAAUUAUCUUGGAGUCAGUAACUCAUUUUGCUUAGGCGUCUAAUGGACUUUUCAGUUUUACCAAAGACUUGCAUUGAUUUUCUUUUUUUCUCUCUCUCUCUCCACUACUCUUAAUUGUUUUAACUUCUACUAGAAGUCUAAAUUUGUUGAAUAAAAGAGGUACAUCACCUAGAACCUUAAUAGAUGAAAUCCUUUGGUUUCCUACCUAAAUUUACUUACAAGUUUAUGCACACAUGUUCAAAACUGCAUGAGUCCAAUCCUCACAAAAUGUUUGUUUGAUGCCAGAUUUUUCUCUGCUGGCUGACUUUAAGUGCAAAUUCAGUGUCAGUUUAAUUGUUGUCUGCAGUGAAGAAAAUGUUUUGGUAAAUUGAUCUUUGUGCUUCUGAAGUGGCCAUAUAAACUUCACUACAGUACUGUGUUAAAAAAAAAAUCUCGUUUGACUUUGCUUUAUCUAAAUAGUUAUUGAAUUAGUGGGCUUGCACUUUGAUUGUUAUAGCAGGCCUACAAUGACUGUAAGGUGCUUUCUGUGUUAAUCUAUAUAUUUUUUGUUUAUUUGUUGAAGUGAUGGUCAAAUUUUUUUUUUUUUUUUUUUUUUUUCCCAGGACAGACAAUGAUUGUGAAGCAUCGAUGACAGAUACAGACAAAAGUUUAACUGAUUUGCUGUGGGUGUCUUAAGUCUAUCAAGAAAUCCACUUGGCCUGCUUCU